AACCCUUCCCAAAGAUACAUGUGCACGACGAUACCGACUCGUUUAACCUGGCCCUGCUCCAAGAAACAGCAAUACACAGUACUAUUAGUGGGUUCUCUACGGAUACCAUCUUCUAUAGAGAAAUCAAAACCUGAUAAAGCCAUGAUAAACAGCGAAGCCAAGGGAGGCAUAUCGGAUAGGCUGUCACAGCUCGAGGACUUGUACUUCCCUCGCGCGGUACAAUCCUCCGCAGCCACACCCUCCCAACGCAAAUCCCUCCUCCUUGACCUCCUUUCUCGCGACGUCGCUGUUUUCUUAGAGCGGUAUGGAUCAAAAUUAUCCCUUGAGGAACUCAAAGAAUUUGAUGUGUUGAAAGAUGAUUACGAAAUCAAUUGGCAUUUAAAUCGUCUAAGGAGUGUCAUCAGUCCGACUGAGGAGGAAAAGAAGUCAAAGUCUGCAAAGAUCAGGAAUCGGAGGCUGGCAUAUAUGGAUAACUUAGUAGCAGGUGGGCAGUACUUUUCCGAGGAUGCAAUGAGGGAGAGAGAGCCCUAUUUGCAUCAUGAGUACGUGGGUAAAUUCCAGGACCUGAGUGGGAGAAGCAUGGCGAGGCCUGGAGAGCGGUGGUCGGAGACUCUGAUGAGGCGAUCUGAGGAGGCCAUUUUAGUGGAGAAAAUUAGGGUGGAACAGCAACGUUUGGGUGUGGCUCAGAGUGAUUGGGUUGGAAAUGAAAGAGAAUGGCAAGAAGAGGAGGAGGAGGAGGAGGAGGAGGAGGAAGAGGAGGAGGAAGAAGAAGAAGAAGAAGAAGAAGGUGGAGGAAAGGAGGAGAUUGAGAAGGAAAAUUUGACAGUUGGCCUCGGUACUAAAACCUCUAGGAGCCUUGAGUUACACUCGAAUCAUGGUGUGCACAACAAUGGGCAAUCUACAACCCCAGAACCCAUCGAGGAAGAUAGUUUGUCACCUGAGGAGAUGAAAGAUCGGAUGGAGCAGUUCACCUAUAUCAUGCAGCAGAAGUUUUUGGCAGGGGAUGAUCAUCAGCAUCUGGACUACUCCAAAAUUGACCAGGAUGAGACCUUAGACGAUCACUGGAUGAAAGAAGUAAAUCAUGAUGCUGAAGAAAAAUACUUUGAUGAUGUCUGAGAAGAAUAGCUGCUACACAACUUGCUGGUGUUUUUCUUUAUGCUUUCAUAUUAUCAAGCCGGUAGAAUUCACUUCUUGUAAUUAUGUAGGUCUUGUUUUUGCUAUAUUCUCUCUUUAAGAACAAUCACUGCUUGUGUCAUUUUGUUCCUAUUAUGAAUUGAGAAGCGUAUCCUUCUAUGAACACACUGAAUGCUAAGCCUCAGUUUGGAAAGAA
Messenger RNA from Olea europaea var. sylvestris, 1330 nucleotides. RefSeq names its product coiled-coil domain-containing protein 97. The record is from RefSeq and is a predicted model, not a curated record. Lineage: Eukaryota; Viridiplantae; Streptophyta; Magnoliopsida; Lamiales; Oleaceae. The coding region runs from base 19 to 1116 and encodes 365 amino acids. The transcript is spliced from 3 exons.